Messenger RNA from Parascedosporium putredinis, 1053 nucleotides. NCBI's taxonomy places the organism in Eukaryota, Fungi, Ascomycota, Sordariomycetes, Microascales, Microascaceae. The record is from the annotation of a GenBank genome assembly.
AUGCCAAUAGGCGCCAUCACACGCUUUGACAGAAUCAACAUACUACCCUUCCAAGACGAGAUCCCCAUCGACCCAAGGCUUUUCGAGGGCCACCACGGCUCCCCGUUCCAGCCACAAAACGAUUUCAUGGUAACAGAUAUCAUGGGCAACAGUCUUGCUCAGGAAUGGCCCCAAACCCGGAAUCGAACCCAGCCCCGGAAUCGAACCCAACCCCAGGCCGCACCUUCCCUCCAAGUCAUUCCCGGCAACCACCAGAUUCAGGAACCACAUCCACAACAUGAUGACGCCGGUGUGGUAGGUCGCAAGCCUCGACCCACGGUCGUGCCGAAGCCUCUCGAGGAAAGCCUGUGGCAUGUUGUUCUGGUCGUAUUCUGCAAGGCCUUGUGUACUGGGAGGGAGGCGGGAGUCUCGCAAAACGGCUUGAAGCAAUAUGCCAUCGAGUCAGUGGAGAGGCAGCUCCAGCAUCUCUUGACCGCUACCAUCACUGAUGGCCAGUGGCGCAGUAAGAUCACGACACGAGAAAUAUACUAUGUCACCCAGGCUGACAUUAACUACCUGGGCGAAUCCAUUUGGUCUGGAAUACCUGGUGAACUCUUCUCGGACCAGCAGGAAGCGUUCUGCCCCUCCGACGAGGACAGCGAAGGCAGCGAGGCCAGUGAAGCCAGCGAUGCCAGUGAGGAUAGUGAGGAGAGUGAGGACACAGAGGACACUGAGGGCCUCGAGGAUGGCGACGACGGUGAAGAGGGUGAAGCCACCGGCGCCGAGGACAGCGAAGAGGAGCCCGACGCCGAGGGUAGCACUGAGAGCGGCGACAGCGAGGUCGAUGACGACGACCAGCAGGCGCCGGCUAUCUUUAGGGCACUUCCGAGCUCCCGAAGUCACAAAACCCCCUCCCUGACUUGUCCGACCGCGAGUCCUAUCGCUGACAUGCCGGCCGCCGUCAUGGCUGCGCCGGCUAGCCAGAGGGCCGCGGUCAACGCCCUCUUCACCAAGACCAUCUUGGAGUUUAUAAAUAGCGGAGCCGCCUAUUAUUACAUGGUCGGUGACGACUGA